Aspergillus caelatus is the source of this 998-nucleotide messenger RNA. Its product is annotated as CENP-S family protein. Gene Ontology annotation, biological process: resolution of meiotic recombination intermediates; replication fork processing. Gene Ontology annotation, cellular component: Fanconi anaemia nuclear complex; FANCM-MHF complex. Gene Ontology annotation, molecular function: chromatin binding; protein heterodimerization activity. The coding region runs from base 107 to 415 and encodes 102 amino acids. NCBI's taxonomy places the organism in Eukaryota, Fungi, Ascomycota, Eurotiomycetes, Eurotiales, Aspergillaceae. The transcript is spliced from 5 exons. The record is from RefSeq and is a predicted model, not a curated record.
GUAUAGAUGACUACAUCGCUUCCAUCGGUAUCGACAAAGGUUAUCUUCUUGGGUAUUAAUCUUGGGGACGUUUGAAGUACCUGCUACUCCCAGCUGUCUGGCAAACAUGGAUCCAAACGAAGAAGUUGGCCUUGAAGAGCGCCUGAAAUCCGCUCUUUGGCUAGCCAUUGGAAAGAUAGUUGACGACGAAACCAUCAAACUUGGUGUGAAUGCCACGCCCCAAUUCAUCGGAGCCUUGACGGAGAUGGUCUGGACCCAGAUAGAGACAGUCAGCCAGGAUUUAGAAUCCUUUGCUAAGCAUGCCGGACGUUCGACAAUUAAUGUUUCCGACGUAAUGUUAUUAGCGCGGCGCAACGAAGGGUUAGAAUCCAUCCUCCGCGCUUUUGUUAACAUACAGCGCGAAGAAGAAACUUGAAGCAUCGAAAAUUCUAUAGUAUGAACAUUAUGAGUGGCCGGAUCCUUUUGUUAAGUUCCCUACCGGGUGAUGUAACCCCAGACUCAUUGGCGGCUUUCUUCUCCCGGCUCGCCUUAGUGGCCUCCGAAUAGCUACAUGAUCCAUCCCGCCAGUGGCACUCAGUAGCCAAGAUAUCUGGAGGGUGAGAUGACGCCACUGAUUACUUCCCCGAGUUAGGGAUGACUAUUUUGGGCUCACGUGUUGGUAUCAAGAUAUUGGCUUUCAAGGCCGAUACAGUUCUAUUCCACGCCUAUCCAGCUUAUUUAGAGAUGUCUCGACGAAUCAGAGGAUCGGGGAUCCUAGAGCUUUAUCUCAGGAGAACGUGUUUAACAUCAUAGAUGGUGUAAUGAUUAUCAGAUGAACAGUUACAGUGCCCCGGCCAAUCAGCUUUCAGAAUUGCUUGCUUUUAUGGAGCUGUAUCGCUUGUGGACCACGUCACCAUAGCGUCUCCUGCUACAUCAAUUAGCCUCGAUAGCAUACUACUUAAAUAUAAACUCCCUAAAGGCCGGCAUAUCUUUUGAGGGCCUUGUCGCAGCAUACAGCG